AGCAGCAGCAGCAGUAGUAGUAGUAGUAGUAGUAAUAGUAGCAGCAGCAGCAGUAAUAGUAGCAGCAGCAGUAGCAGUAGUAAUAGUAGCAGCAGCAGCAGUAGUAAUAGUAGCAGUAGUAGCAGCAGUAGCAGUAGUAGUAGUAGCAGCAGUAGCAGUAGUAAUAGUAGCAGCAGUAGCAGUAGUAAUAGUAGCAGCAGCAGCAGCAGUAAUAGUAGCAGCAGCAGCAUUAGUAAUAGUAGCAGCAGUAGUAAUAGUAGCAGCAGCAGCAGCAGUAGUAAUAGUAGCAGCAGCAGCAGUAGUAAUAGUAGCAGCAGCAGUAGCAGUAGUAAUAGUAGCAGCAGUAGCAGUAGUAAUAGUAGCAGCAGCAGCAGCAGUAGCAAUAGUAGCAGCAGCAGCAGUAGUAAUAGUAGCAGCAGUAGUAAUAGUAGCAGCAGCAGCAGCAGUAGUAAUAGUAGCAGCAGUAGUAAUAGUAGCAGCAGCAGCAGCAGUAGUAAUAGUAGCAGCAGUAGCAGUAGUAAUAGUAGUAGUAGUAGUAGUAAUAGUAGCAGCAGUAGCAGUAGUAAUAGUAGCAGCAGCAGCAGCAGUAGUAGUAGUAGCAGUAAUAGUAGCAGCAGCAGUAAUAGUAGUAGUAGUAAUAGUAGCAGCAGCAGCAGCAGCAGCAGUAGUAGUAGUAGCAGUAAUAGUAGCAGCAGCAGCAGCAGUAAUAGUAGUAGCAGUAAUAGUAGCAGCAGCAGAAGCAGCAGCAGCAGCAGUAGUAGUAGUAGUAGCAGUAAUAGUAGCAGCAGCAGAAGCAGCAGCAGCAGCAGUAGUAAUAGUAGUAGUAGUAAUAGCAGCAGCAGCAGCAGCAGCAGCAGCAGCAGCAGUAGUAGUAAUAAUAGUAGUAGCAGCAGCAGCAGUAAUAGUAGCAGCAGCAGCAGUAAUAGUAACAGCAGCAGCAGUAAUAGUAGCAGCAGCAGCAGUAGUAGUAGUAGUAGUAGUAGUAGUAGUAAUAGUAGCAGCAGCAGCAGUAAUAGUAGCAGCAGCAGCAGCAGUAAUAGUAGCAGUAGCAGUAGCAGCAGUAAUAGUAGCAGCAGCAGCAGUAAUAGUAGCAGCAGCAGCAGCAGUAGUAGUAGUAGUAAUAAUAGUAGCAGCAGCAGCAGUAAUAGUAGUAGCAGCAGCAGUAAUAUCAUCAUCAUCAGCAGCAGCAGCAGUAGUAGUAGUAGUAAUAAUAGUAGCAGCAGCAGCAGCAGUAAUAGUAGCAGCAGCAGCAGUAAUAGUAGC
Gigantopelta aegis is the source of this 1263-nucleotide messenger RNA. RefSeq lists its product as uncharacterized. Lineage: Eukaryota; Metazoa; Mollusca; Gastropoda; Neomphalida; Peltospiridae. The record is from RefSeq and is a predicted model, not a curated record. The transcript has a single exon. The annotation marks the transcript as partial.